UUAAUUUUAGGAACUUACAGGUGGUUAUCCUAUGAAGAAUUAAAUGAGAAGGUAAACCGCUUUGGGAGUGGACUGACUGCCCUGGGACUAACCCCAAAGAGUACUGUUGCCAUAUUCUGUGAGACGCGAGCAGAAUGGAUGGUUGCGGCUCUCGCCUGCUUCAAGUACAACUUUCCUCUCGUGACGCUGUAUGCCACCCUGGGCGAAGAGGCAGUAACCUACGGCCUCAAUGAGUGCGGAGCGUCCUACCUGGUCACCAGCGUGGAACUUCUGGAGAGCAAGCUGAAGGCUGCAUUGCCACAAGUCUCCUGCCUUAAACAUAUCAUUUAUGUGGACAAGAAGGCUGUCAGUAAAUCGGAAUACCCUGACAACGUGGAGAUUCAUACUAUGCAGACGGUAGAAGAGCUGGGAGCCAAACCAGAGAACUCCAGCGUUCCGCCCAGCAGACCUGUUCCUACAGACCUGGCUUUAGUAAUGUACACCAGCGGCUCGACUGGGAGACCCAAAGGAGUGAUGAUGCAGCACAAAAACUUAAUAGCUGGGAUGACGGGACAGUGCGAAAGAAUACCUGGGCUGGGGCCCAAGGAUACGUACAUUGGUUACUUGCCUCUGGCCCACGUGUUAGAACUGACAGCAGAAAUUUCCUGCAUCACGUACGGCUGCAGGAUUGGGUACUCCUCUCCACUCACACUCUCAGAUCAGUCAAGUAAGAUCAAGAAGGGAAGCAAAGGCGACUGUACUGUCCUGAAGCCUACGCUGGUGGCAGCUGUGCCU
This is a messenger RNA of Eurypyga helias (sunbittern), 774 nucleotides long. Its product is annotated as long-chain-fatty-acid--CoA ligase 4-like. The annotation marks the transcript as partial. The transcript is spliced from 6 exons. Gene Ontology annotation, biological process: neuron differentiation; long-chain fatty-acyl-CoA metabolic process; long-chain fatty acid metabolic process. Gene Ontology annotation, molecular function: arachidonate-CoA ligase activity. The record is from RefSeq and is a predicted model, not a curated record. Gene Ontology annotation, cellular component: lipid droplet; endoplasmic reticulum; plasma membrane. Lineage: Eukaryota; Metazoa; Chordata; Aves; Eurypygiformes; Eurypygidae.